Messenger RNA from Mauremys mutica (yellowpond turtle), 864 nucleotides. RefSeq names its product chemokine-like receptor 1. The record is from RefSeq and is a predicted model, not a curated record. Gene Ontology annotation, biological process: phospholipase C-activating G protein-coupled receptor signaling pathway; positive regulation of cytosolic calcium ion concentration; complement receptor mediated signaling pathway. The coding region runs from base 1 to 864 and encodes 287 amino acids. The transcript has a single exon. Gene Ontology annotation, molecular function: G protein-coupled receptor activity; complement receptor activity. Lineage: Eukaryota; Metazoa; Chordata; Testudines; Geoemydidae. Gene Ontology annotation, cellular component: plasma membrane.
AUGGAGUUCCCGGUUCUCUUCCUGGUGCUGUGUGUCAUGGCCUUCCUCACCGGGGUGCCAUUGAACUGCUAUGUCUUCUUCAUCGCUGGCUGCCGUGUGGAGAGGACGGCCAAUGCUGUGUGGUUCUGGAGCCGGGCCGUGGCUGAUUUCACCUUCAUCGUCUUCCUGCCCCUCAGAUUCACCUCCUUCUUCAUCCUGGACUUAAAUUGGGCCAGUAUGCUGAGCAGCACCAUCACCUCCUUCCACAUGUUCUUCAGCGCCUUCCUCCUCACGGCCCUCAGUGUUGAUCGCUGCAUCCUCGUGGCGCGCCCUGAGUGGUCUGGGAACCUCCGCACACCCCCACUGGCUUUCAGGAUGGUUAUAGGCAUGUGGGCCCUGUCUGUUGGGUUAAGCUUGCGGUACGGUGAUCUCUGGGAAUCCCUCCUUUCAACUGCCAGCACCAGCAUGUAUUUGCAACUGGAUGAAAGGAGGGUGAAGGCCGCUACUGCAAUCCAGUUCCUGGUCGGGUUUCUGAUCCCAUUAGCCAUGAUCCUGAGCCCAACCUUCUACAUCGUUCUAGCUGCCAAGCUGAGAAGGAACAGGCUGAUCCAAUCCACCAAAACACUCAAGAUCCUUCUUGGCUUGACCCCGACUUUUUUCCUCUGCUGGCUGCCGUAUCAUGUCUUCUCCUUCCUGCAGAUCUCAGCUACGUACCCUCAGACUCUUCUGAGCAUAGGAAGCGCUUUUGCUUGGGUCCUGACAUAUUUCAGCAGCUGCCUCAACCCCAUCUUCUACCUCACCAUGGAGGAAGAGUUUCAGCGGUACCGGCAACGUGCACGCAUCUCCCAAACCACUGACAAUUCAGGGUCAGAGCCGGCUGAAUAG